Salarias fasciatus (jewelled blenny) is the source of this 3096-nucleotide messenger RNA. It is a transcript of the gene cbarpb, whose product is annotated as CACN subunit beta associated regulatory protein b. Gene Ontology annotation, biological process: negative regulation of calcium ion-dependent exocytosis; negative regulation of voltage-gated calcium channel activity. NCBI's taxonomy places the organism in Eukaryota, Metazoa, Chordata, Actinopteri, Blenniiformes, Blenniidae. The record is from RefSeq and is a predicted model, not a curated record. Bases 383 to 3064 code for a protein of 893 amino acids. Gene Ontology annotation, cellular component: plasma membrane; secretory granule. The transcript is spliced from 11 exons. Gene Ontology annotation, molecular function: transmembrane transporter binding.
UCACGUGGUCGCCUCUGACAGGGUGGUGGGCGUGUCUUAAACAGUGGGGUUUCAUUCAUAAAUACUUUUAGGCUUUCAAGUCCACAUUAAAGUGUUCACAGACGAGUUUCGUGUUAUUGGCGUCGUCCCUCCACUCCCGCGUGGACCAGCUUGGUUCUGUAGCCAUGCAGCGCUGCUGUCCUGUUGCUCCAGGGCCAGUGGGCCAGCCCUGAGGAGGGAAACACUGCCGCUCGGGCUCUGUCAGCUGGGUGGGCUGUGCUGGUUGAGGAUUCAGCGAGGGAGCUGAGGAGGAUACUCCAGAAACACAGCCUGACACACACAUUCAGAGCUGCUGCAUGCGCACUGCCCUCCAUCAGGGGGGACUCUUUAGUUGGCCUGGACCAUGAGCAAUGAGUCUACCGUCUGGAACAUCCUACCAGAAAACUCCACAGGGAUCCCAUUUGAGGUUGAGAGCAAGCAAAACAGCUAUGUGCUCCUUCUGUUGAUCCUGGUAGGAACUCUGAUUGUCAUCUCUGUCUUCCUCAUCACUUGCCGCCGUUGCUAUCGAGGAGGAAAAUGCUUUGACAGGGCCAGCGAUGACCCUGAGAAAACCAACACCACCUACAUGGAGGAGUCUCAGCCCACCCAUGAAAUCACCAUCAGGGUGGAUGAGUCAGACUGCCUGUCUAUGGCCAGCUCUCAUGACCAAGAGACGGAGCGUUUCCUCUCCACUGGGCCCACAGGGCGCCGAGUCUCCUUCAACGAGGCUGCGCUCUUCGAUCAUGGCAAGAAGACUCAGGAGAAGGGCCGCAGGUACACUCUGACCGAAGGAGAUUUCCACCACCUGAAGAACGCUCGGCUUACGCACCUCCAUAUACCUCCCCCCGCCCUCAAGAUUGUCACCAUCCAUGAGUGUGAUUCGGCCGAGAACACCAUCACUAUGACAACACGGCCCGUUGCUAAAUCAGCGCUUUCCAUCUUUCAGCCGAUGCUGUGUCCUCUACCACAAACAGCACUGACCAGCCUUAGUGUCAAUCCCAGCUGUGCCCUCCCUGGAGAUGCACUCAACUCUGUGGUGGACACCCGCUUCCAUGACAACAAUGUGACUCUCAGUACCAAGGAGCCCAGCACCUGCUCUAUUGAGAUGAUGGGAGUGGGCCCCAGGGGCAGGGGCAGCAGCAUGAGUGUCGGCGAAGGAGGCGCUGUGGGGAGCAGCGCCUCUCCCGCCAGUGGCGGUACCGGGAGCCAGAGGCCAAUGCUGCAGUUCUUCACUAAACUUCGGCGCCAUGCCAGUCUGGAGGGGGCCAGUCCCUACUUAAAGAUUAAGAAAUGGAAGCUGGACAGCAGCCAGAGAGCAUCGAGUCUGGACACCAGAGGCUCUCCAAAGAGGCGACAGUUCCAGCGUCAGCGAGCGGCCAGUGAGAGCAUGGACCAAGACGAUAACGACACACACCACAUCGACCUUAUCCAAUACAUUGCACGUACCCAGGACAUCACCUACUGCACCAGCCAGCCCAAUACACGCCUCCUCUCAUCUCCUUCCACGCCAUCCCCCUCCCUCGGCAGGGUAGAGGUAGAGGUGAUGGUGGAGCCCAGCUGCAGCCAUGGAGGAGCAGGGGUGAUUGGCCUGUCCCCUGAUCCCCAGGAUGAAGCACUGUCUGUGGCAAGAAAUGAAGGCGCAAACGCAUUGGAUACCCUUGAAAACCAGGACCCUCAGUCACUUUACAGAGACAUCUGGACACUACGGGCAACACUUGAACAGUACGCCGCCUCUGACCAGAGCAGCAACAAUGACAGGAUCUCAGUCUGUAGCGAUGCUGACAGCGUGUGUUCACUGGGCGGGCGCACGGAGACCGAACGGGGAGGACUUCCUAGCUACCCAUCCCAGGAUUUAGGCGACGAGGCAGAGUGUGGGCAGGACGACAAGGACUUUUUUAUAUAUGUAGAUGAAAAUUUGGGAACCAAGGACAGACAAAAGAGAAAACAAGCAAGCACUGAUUCAGAGCGAGGGACCAGCGAUGGUGAAACGGGGACUCGUAAAUUACUUCAGAUGGACAGCGGCUAUGCGUCAAUUGAGGCUCCUUCUCGAGGUCCAGAAGACCUGAGACUAUUUGGAAGCACCAGCGUUAGCAGCAGUCCUAAAGACAGAACAGCUCACGAGAAAAGGCACCAUUUCACCAGCGCAGGGCGGACUGGCACUAUCGGUGAGAGUUUUGAGUCUCACCUUUUUGAGGAAGAACCUGAGGAAGAGUUGCUUUUGGGCGCCAGUGGAGGAGUUUCCAUUGAACCAGGCGCUGGCUCCUUGAGCUGGUUUCCAUAUGGUCAGAUGCUGACACCUCGAGAGGCUGCGCAGCCUCCACUCCCACCACUGACCUUGCACCGGCGAGACUACAGCAUAGAUGAGAAAACAGAUGCACUCUUCCACGAGUUUCUCCGGCAUGAUCCUCAGUUUGACCAGCAGGAGUCACCACUAAGGAAGCACCGAUCUCGAAUUCACCUUCGCAAGCAGUGGCAGCGCCACAAGCAGUGGAGCGACCCCGGUGUCAGACAUUUCCAUUCAUCUUUUGAGAGGCAGCGCACGCCACUGCGGAGGGGCGAUAGCGUUAACUACCCUCUGGACACAAGCUACCACAGCACGUUGCCACGCAUCGUCAGCGCUCCCGAUGAAGAGACCAGUGAUGGGACUGGCAGCACACCCGACACUCCAAAGAUAGAGCCAGCAGCCACCGAGGAACAACAAAAAGACAAACAGCGGGGUGCCUCUAUCAGAGAACCCCGGGACAUGUCUUCUUCUCCUCCAACAUCUGUCUUAGAGAAAGAUGGAGGACUGGCUGAACACCUUGAUCCUCAGGGGGACAGCAAACAGUCCGUACAACUUCCUGAACCACUGGAUGAGCGAUCACCCCCUCGGUUGCCCGACUCCUCAGGCUAUGGCCCGCAGACCAUCACAGCGGAGCUCACGGACAAGCUGACUGCUAACCUUGAUGAGAGGCUGUACACGGGACUCCGCAGAACCAAGGACACAGCCGCCGAGUGCGUGACGGUGACGGCCACACACGCUUCUCCUGACCACAGCCCAGUGUAGCAGGGCUCCUUUCGUCCUCCUCAUCAACAUAC